AUGUCGCACGGAGCAUCAUCGGUCGCAGAGGCCAAAAGAGUGGCCCAAAGGAUGUCAGAGCCCACUACUCCCACCUCACCAACAGAAAGACGCGGUUCCUCCUUCAUGAAUUUCUUCUCGUCCAUCCUCGGCUCGAAGAACCCGUUGGCACAGCCGGCAGACCCACAUCAAAACACUGUGUGGCUGCUCGACAACACAGCGUACCAGCCCGUAAAUGAUGAAACAGACGAGAGCCAAUCCUGGCACGCUGAAGUAGUCGCCUGUAUCUUCGAAAAGGGAGGCAGGAAAGACAUCGGCAAGAUUGUCGCCCUUAUCGCAGACCACAUCGGGCUAGACGGCGAGCGCGGCGGACACGAAGAUGCCCGCAAGCGCAUCGAACAUCGCAUCCAGCCUUUCCUGGACGCCGUCUCACCUUCUCGUACUGUCACUCUUCGAGUUCCCGUUUCAAGACCGGCACAGACGCACGGUCUAGGCCCAUCCGACCGUAACGGUAUUGUCAGCCAGACGUUCGAGAUGGGCCACCUGGACGUUGAGGACGGGGCGGUGAUAAGGCCUCGCCUUCAUGACUUUGGCGAUGACAGUGUGUCGAUGACCACGACCUUUGCUGCGCCAGAAGGAUGGCUGGUUAUAUCCGACAUUGACGAUACGAUUAAGCGGACUUUGACGCUUGAGCCGACGGGGAUCAUCCAGACAACGUUUGCAGAUGUGCCAGAGCCGAUCGCUGGUAUGCCUGAUUUAUAUGAUUAUGUCGAUGCCGAGCUUGUACCUGCGUGGUUUUAUCUCUCCGCAUCACCUUACAACCUCUAUCCUUUCUUGCACAGUUUCUUGCAUGAAUAUUACUGCCCUGGCACGUUGGUGCUGCGCGAUUAUUCGUGGAUGGACAUUACGGGCCUCAUCAAGUCUUUCACGGAGAAGACCCAAGAAUACAAGGUUGACCGGAUGGAGAAGAUCCAUGGGUGGUUCCCGCGUCGGAGGGUGUUGUGCAUUGGAGAUUCGACACAGAAGGACCCGGAGGCCUACGCCGAAAUGUAUGCGAAAUAUCCAGAGUGGAUUCACGCCAUUGCGAUUCGCAAGGUCUUAGACGUGGCUCAUAUGGAAGAGAAGAAUGAGCCGGAGAGAUUUGAGAAAGCAUUUGAGAAUGUACCAGGCCACAUCUGGACUGUUUUUGAGGACCCAAGGGAGUUGUAUGAUUUUGUUGAUGGACUCGGGAUGGAAGAUCAGGAUUUGUAA
This is a messenger RNA of Penicillium brevicompactum, 1230 nucleotides long. Its product is annotated as phosphatidate phosphatase App1 family protein. Gene Ontology annotation, molecular function: phosphatidate phosphatase activity. Gene Ontology annotation, cellular component: actin cortical patch. The transcript has a single exon. Bases 1 to 1230 code for a protein of 409 amino acids. Lineage: Eukaryota; Fungi; Ascomycota; Eurotiomycetes; Eurotiales; Aspergillaceae. The record is from RefSeq and is a predicted model, not a curated record.